UACUACAUAUCCAUUCAUAGUGUAUGUAGUGAAUUAUGCACCGCUUCAGAAACGUCAAUUUCUUUUCGAACCAAUCAUGGUUCGAACAAAAUCUUCGCAUAACCCUUUAAUGUUUUUAUAAGAAGUAAAACUACAGUUCUAUACAUUAACUACUUGAAGUGUAAUUUCUUCGAGCUGUUUUAAAGUUUUACAAAUAUGAAAUGUUAAGGGAUGCACUUCUCUCUUAAUCGCGUAACCUCUACUUAAUUAGAUUAUCAUGUAUCAUAGGAAAAUGAGAUCAUGUCAAAGGUUCCUUACGUAUCGAAAAAUAUAGUGAACGAUCUACUGCGAUAUUGACAUUACUAAUGAUAUCGGAUGAAGCUAAAUGUUAUUACCAUGUUUCGACGAAACAGAUUGAAGAACAAAGCGACUGUUGUUGGUCUUGUUAUAUUGGCUACUGUAGUAUAUAACGAGUUUCUAGUUUAUGAUAUACAAAAAUUCAAGUGGUCUGUACGAGAAUGUUCAGAAUGCGUGAAAGUAUUACUUGUAGCGGACCCACAGAUACUGGGCAGGAAAACAGAGGUUUAUUUUGGUGCCUGGAUGGCACAAUGGGAUAGCGAUAGGUACUUAAAGAAGACAUUUUCAAGAGCUUUGGAUCAUUCUCAGCCACAUGUAGUUGCAUUCCUGGGUGAUUUAAUGGACGAAGGUCACAUUGCUAAUGCAGGAGAAUUUAAAGAUUACAAGAGAAGAUUAGAUUCUAUAUUUGACAUGCCUGAUCACAUAAUGAAAAUUUACUUACCCGGUGACAAUGACAUUGGAGGGGAAGAAGAUUCGGUCUCGUAUAAUAUGAACAACAGAUUUAAUUUUGCAUAUACACAGCCUGCUACCUUAGUUUAUAAGUCGGUAACAUUUUUCAAGGUUAAUAGAUUGACUCAUACAAUGCCAGAAGCUCCAAAAGAUGCCUUCCUAAACGAUUAUGCAGAAAGAAAUACAACAAAUGUUGUGCUCAGUCAUAUGCCUUUACUGUUUAUGCCUGGUGCUUUUGUGCAAAAUGUGCUUAAAGAAUUGUCUCCUCAAAUUAUUUUUACUGCACAUGAGCAUAAAGCAAUGCAUAUUAGUUUAGAUACAGCAACAGACCAAUUGAGUGAGAUUUGGAUUUUACCCCCUAACGAAACACCAUUGUAUCAAUUAAGAAUGGAUGUAGGGGACAUUCAUGAAGUGGAAAUGCCCACCUGUUCGUAUAGAAUGGGCACACCUCAUAUAGGAUAUGGCUUAGCUUACAUUGAUACUCAAGAGAAGACCGUAGAAUUUACUAUUUUAUGGCUACCAGGAAGAUUUCCACAAUUGUGGAUUUACGUUUAUGUUGGAGUAUUCAUUCUCGUAUUCAGUAUAUUUUUUUAUAUAUCCAGUUGCUGCUUCAAAAGUCAUGCCGGUUAUACUCGCAUGUCUUCGAUUUAGUGCACCACGUAAUUAAAUACAGUUUAAGCCCGUUGAUCGAUGAUAACUUGACACUAGAACUGAGGUACAAAGAUCCGUCCAAUAAAUGUGAUUCUACUACCAUCUAUGUCAAGUUUCAAAAUAAGUAUUGUGAUUAAGAUCUAUCAAGAUUCAGUAUUUAAAUACUGAACCCUCUUUAAAGAGGGUAACAAUUUAUCAGUAAACGGGGCUAAACGUACUCCUUAGGAAAUGUUCCUAAAUUAUCAUGGUUAACAUUUCAAUAUUAAUUCUCAUUUUUAAUGAAUCCAUUUACGUUUUACAUUAUACAUCGAUUUCAACGUAUAUAUAUAUAUAUUCUUAAUCUUCUUAAAAAUUCAUUCACACAUGAAACGAUGCCAAACUAAUUUAUUGGUAGCGUAUGCAAAUACUUAAUAUAACACAUAUAAUGAAUCUCUAAUGAAAAGGUAACAUAGAAUCUCUAUAAAGAACAUUAUGUUCUUUUUUAUUACUUUUAUUUUGUGAAGUAGCGUAUACAGUAGCUACAAAGUUAACAUGACAAAAAAACGGCUACGUUUCUCCCUAUUUAGUUAAAUGGAAGGAGACGAUAAUGACUUGAUUAAGGUAUAGUGACAAGUUGUUGAGCAAGAGAUCAUUUUAGAAGAGAGAAUUUAUAUUUGCGUGUAAGACUGUAUAUAUCUGUUUUCUCGAAAUAAAUACGAAACGUUGAA
Megalopta genalis is the source of this 2144-nucleotide messenger RNA. It is a transcript of the gene Mppe, whose product is annotated as Metallophosphoesterase. The record is from RefSeq and is a predicted model, not a curated record. Gene Ontology annotation, molecular function: hydrolase activity. Gene Ontology annotation, cellular component: endoplasmic reticulum. Lineage: Eukaryota; Metazoa; Arthropoda; Insecta; Hymenoptera; Halictidae. Gene Ontology annotation, biological process: GPI anchor biosynthetic process.